This is a messenger RNA of Closterium sp. Naga37s-1, 2194 nucleotides long. NCBI's taxonomy places the organism in Eukaryota, Viridiplantae, Streptophyta, Zygnematophyceae, Desmidiales, Closteriaceae. The record is from the annotation of a GenBank genome assembly.
CUCACAUGGCAGCAGCAGCCCCCUCGUGCUCAUCCAGGGGCCUCCUGGCACGGGCAAGACACAGGCUAUCCUAGGGCUGUUGAGUGUUGUGCUGCAUGGCCGGCCCGCACACGAGAUGGGGGAUGCCGGCAACGGCGCCCAGCACAUCACCCACAUGACACGGCUGACAUGGCAGCAGCGGCAGCAGCAGUGGGUGCAGGCGUCCCCCUGGCUGCACGGGGUGAACCCGCGAGAGGCCGUGCAGCCAGAUGAUGAGGAGGAGGGCGGUGCAGGGAGCUCGGGAGGCAAUGUCUUUGGCAGCACGCAGCAGGUGGAGGUGUUGGGGGGCCAUCGCAAGCAGAGGGCGCACGUGCUCGUGUGCGCUCCCUCCAACGCUGCUCUUGAUGAGAUUGUGCUGCGCCUGCUGCACACAGGGUUGAGGGACGACAUUGGCGGCAUGUACUCGCCAUCGGUGGUGCGCGUGGGGCUCAACGCUCAUCACUCCGUGGCCUCUGUCGCCAUGGACAACCUGGUGUCCCAACGCGCCAGCAGCAUGGCGAGGUCAGCAGCGGGGGUGGGAGCAAAGACAGCAGGGGCAGGCGGGGUGGAGCGAGACAGAAUACGAGUCGCCAUUCUCGACGAGGCUGCCAUUGUGUGUUCGACGCUCGCGUUCGCAGGGUCGGGGGUGUUCUCGCGCAUGUCACGCCCGUUUGACGUGGUGGUCAUUGACGAGGCGGCCCAAGCGGUGGAGCCAUCAACGCUCAUCCCAAUGACACACGGGUGCUCACAGGUCUUCAUGGUGGGCGACCCUCUUCAGCUGCCUGCCACUGUGCUCUCCACGCGUGCCGUGCACUACGGGUACCAUGGCAGCAUGUUCUCUCGCCUGCAGCAGGCGGGGUAUCCGGUGGUUAUGCUCAACACACAGUACCGCAUGCACCCCAUGAUCCGGCACUUCCCCUCGCACGAGUUCUACGGCGGCGCACUGAGGGACGCGCCUCAGAUGGCGCAGAACACGGCGCGGCCGUGGCACGCUGAGCGCGUGUUCGGGCCGCUCUUCUUCUUCGACCUUCACCAGUCCAAGGACGAGCAGCCGCCGGGAGGCUCGUGGAUGAACACGGACGAGGCGGAGUUUGUGAUGGUGCUGUAUCGGCACCUCGUGGCGCUGUACCCUCAACUCAAGGAGUCCUCUGACGUUGGUGUCAUCUCCCCGUACAAGCACCAGGUGAAGCUGCUGCGGGACAAGUUUCGAGAGCUGCUGGGCGAGGCGGCUCACAGAGUGGAUGUCAACACCGUUGAUGGCUUCCAGGGCCGAGAGAAGGAUGUGAUAAUCUUCUCGUGUGUGCGGGCGGGGAGGGGCAAGGGGAAGAGCAUUGGUUUUCUGUCGGACUACCGGCGCAUGAAUGUCGGCAUCACCCGUGCCCGCUCCUCCAUGCUCGUGGUGGCGAAUGCAGCAGCGUUGAUGGUGGACGAGCAUUGGGGCAACCUGGUCAACCAUGCACGCUCCACCAACCGAUACCUCAAGGUGUGCCCUCCUGCUGCCACAUGCUGCCAUGUGCUGCCACAUGCUGCCAUGUGCUGCCACAUGCUGCCAUGUGCUGCCACAUGCUGCCAUGUGCUGCCACAUGCUGCCAUGUGCUGCUACAUGCUGCCAUGUGCUGCCACAUGCUGCCAUGUGCUGCUACAUGCUGCCAAGAACCCAUCUCCCUCAUUCCCCCCGCACCCUGCAGCCCCAUGUUGCCAUGCGCUGCCAAGAGCCCAUCUCCCUCAUCCACCCCCCCCCCUGCAGGUGUCCCGCCCCUUCCACCGCAUCUUUGCCAGUGACCACCUGGAGAAGAUGAGAGCGCUGGCUCAAGCCGAGGACGAGGGGGAGGGGGCAUCAGGAGCGGCAGCAGGGGGAUUAGGAGCACCAGCAGCAGCACCGGCAGCAGCAGGGCCAGCUUUCAAGAAAGCACCCACGUUGGAGGAUUACGGGGGGAAGCUGGACAAGGGGGAUGGGGGGGUGGGUGGGGAGGGGGAUGCGGUAGCGGCGGGAGAAGGGGAGGAGGAGGAAGGGGAGGGGGCGAUGGGAGGGGAGGAGGAGUUAGAGGUAGCGGUGGAGGCGGGGGACUUUGAUGAGGACAACAUUGAUGGGGAAGGGUCAGUUGUUUCGCUGCCCUGCCCUGUCUCCUGCCCCACUGCGUUGCAUCCUGCUUGGUAUCUAGUCUCCUGCAUCUGA